Molecule: messenger RNA, 1306 nt
Organism: Leptomonas pyrrhocoris
Lineage: Eukaryota; Euglenozoa; Kinetoplastea; Trypanosomatida; Trypanosomatidae
Exons: 1
Coding region: 929-1306 (125 amino acids)
Source: RefSeq, a predicted model, not a curated record
GAAGCCGAAAGAAGAGCGUAAUACGCCUCUCCGCAAGCUCAACGAAACGGCAUUGCUUUUAUUUCUUUAAUAUCCUGUAUGUGCUUUUUCUCAUAUUCUAAUAUAUAUAUAUAUAUAUACUUCUCGUUUUGCGUGUCUGACGUGGCUGCGACUGAAGCACCGCUUCCAUCGCGACGUCAACACAUCUUUUCUUUAGUGCGCUCCCCGGUUGUGUUUUGGGGUUUUUGUCUGAAAGCCUGCACCAGGAAGAAUUCGCCGGGAGAUGAGUCGAAAGCUUCCUGUUGUGUCCUUUCCCUUUUUCUUCUCUCCGCCCCUGCAGUUGACCUCUCUCUCUAGGAAAGGCCAUUUUAGCUUUUUCUUUCCCCGCCACAUCGCAUUCUGCUGACUCGCACAGACACUGCUCACCCCUCGCACUCCGCAGCCCAUCUCCGAGGGCAAGCGGAACCGGGCUGGACAGGCUUCAGCAGCUGUCUUUCCCACGACUGAGCCGCUUGGAGGUACGACACCCGCUUUCCCAUAAAGGGGGGAAGUUGCCAGGACACGUGCUUGGUAACAGAAGCACAGACUUGAGCGUAUCCGUGUCUCAGGGCCGGGAUAGGGCACCCUAGCGGACCUUUAAAAAAAAAACCCGUGUACCGCCCAUCGUGGAUGUCCACUUCCGCCAACAGCACGGCGCCGUCGCACAAACGUUCCUAGAGAACUCAACCUCGCAAGUCCCAGUCCCCACGGUCUCGACGACUCUCGCUCCUUCUGGGGGCAUGAGUGGUUUUCCUUUUCCCAGCUGCACAUGUCCGGUCUACGGGCUGUGAUGCAGCACUGACUCGACCUGAAGAAGCUGCUAUCGGAUCUCGCGCUUGAACGCCAGGAUCAGCGGUACCUGCACGCCCUCGAGUCGCAGGCGCUUAGCCACCAGGCGACGGAGCAGCGGAUGGCGCUGGAGUACGAGCGGCGUGCCAUCAGCGUUGAGAAACGCCGGUGUGAGCAGCUCCGGGGAGAGGUGAGGCAACAAAGGGCCGCGGUGGAAGACCGCCAGAAACAACUGGUGGCUCAAGAAAAGAGCCAGGCAGCCGCGAGGCAAGCGUUGGGGGACAGCUGGGAGCGUUACCGCCUCGAGGCCGAAGAGAAACGGCGCUCUUCUUAUUAUUUGUAUGAGGGAUUCCCGUGUGUGUGUGUGUUGUGCAGCAGCGUUAUUUGCUGUUGUCCCCUACGGAGUCCACUUUUAAUGCGUUUUUUUUUUAAGUUCUUUCUUCAUGUUCUUUUUUGUUCUGCCCUUUUCCGUAUCCGCUUCUCGCUGUUCUCUCGAUGA